GACUAAGAAAGGAUUGGUUCCAUAUUUUCCCCUUAGUGGCUUCAACGGUGGCGCGAUUUUCCCAGACCAAUCACAAGGCGAGCUACAGCAAAACAGAUGCAAACCCAGAGUAGGCUUUUGGCAUUUACAUAUGGACCUUGAAAUUGCUCCAUUUUCGAUACAAGUUACCCUUACGAUAUGGUAUAGACUGAUUAAAGGGUUGAAUUAUGUAGAUUGAGAUGAAUUUCUUUCAGCUGAGGCUGUUUUUGAGUAUGUGGACCUUUCCAUGGCGGUGUUUGUGAGUGUACCACUAGAAGCUGGUUUGUCAAUACAUCUUCCCUCAUCACAAUGCCAAGGAAAAACACCUGCUGAAUUUGAAAGUUUCUACGGAAUUUCAGGCGUAAAUCUUGGUCUUUCGAUUGGAUUUCUUGAGAAACAUUUGACACUUCAGCUGCCUUUGGGAUAUUCUCAGAGAAAACGCUAUCGGAAAUGUAUAUGUCCAGUAAAAAGCGAGAAAUCAUGUGUGGGACCUCCCUCGCCGCACCAGAACCCACCUGAUGAUGAAGAUCCAACACCUACUCCUCCCCCCAAGAAAAAAAAUAGGCCACCGCCGAGUGGUAAACCUGAACAGUCGCCAUGCGGAAAAGGGCCCGCUUGUGCUGGGAAUCGAACGGGCCCUGAUUGCAGUCAGCCUGAUAUGUGGCCUAAUACGGACUGUUCGGGUAACGGAAAACCAGUCAUAACCGAUAAUUGUGGAGCGCAGUGUCGCUGUUUUGGGGGAUGGGAGGGUGAAUUUUGUGACCGGUUAGUCGCAAAUGGUGGAGGUGACCCACACUUGGAGACAUUAGAUGGUGUCAAUUUCGACUUCUUUGGAAUUGGAGAGUUCUGGGGUUGUAAAAGUGUUAAAAACGAUUUUGGUCUUCAAUUUCGUUUUUAUUACUACGAGCGAGCUUCGCUAAUUGGCGGAAUUGCUCUUAAAGCUGGGCGAAGUAUUGUUACGAUUACGACGAUCAAGACUGAGAGAGUUCAAGACUUACCCAUUACGAGAAUCGAUGGAGUGGAAAUAAAUGCCACCAGUAAUUCAUCAGAACCUGUUGAAAUAAGUAAUGGUACAGUGUUAUUGGAUCGUCAAAGACGUUUUUCGUUUGAGGCUGAAGAGAACAGUGUCGUUUUGAUUUCACUUCAGUAUGAUGCAGGUGUAACAGUAACCAUUGACGUUCGUCAUAGUCGGGUGAUGAAGAGACAGUAUUUGAAUAUUCUCUACUCACCAACUGCUGCUUACAAAGGUCACACUGAAGGACUCUGUGGCUUCAUGGAUAACAAUGCCACCAACGAUUACAUAGGACCCGACGGAACUCUUUACGAUAACGCUGUUAAAUUUGCCGAAUCAUGGAGGAUCACGGACUGUCAUGAUGGCUCAGGUACAAGGGACUCUUGGUCAUGGAACUCAUCAAACUUUUAUCACGAUGACAUAAUGGACAUAACGUACACAGAUCCCUCGUACAUCCCUAUGUAUUCACUGGACGGAAUUUCCCAGUCUGUACUACAGAUUGCAACAAGCAUGUGCAAUUCCUUGAAUAUUUCUGAUAAUGAUUUACAAAGCUGCAUAUUCGAUGUCGCCAUAACCAAUGACACGACAUUUACUGAUCAGGAAACCUUUAAACGAGACUGUCCAGACCAGUGUUCAGGCAAAGGGAGAUGUGUCAAUGGAUCGUGUAAAUGUAUCGAAGGUUGGAAAGGGAAGAACUGUGACAAAGGCUCCUGUCUGAACUGUUCAACUAUCCAUGGAAAGUGUGCCAAAGGAUUCUGUGUCUGUGACUUGGGCUGGGAAGGACGAAGCUGUGAACUAGAAGCCACUUGCUUUGGAGUUAACAACUGUACCAGCCCUGAACACGGCAGUUGUAAAACGACGGAUGUUUGCCAAUGUAAUCCUGGCUACAUAGGUGCUAACUGCAGUAUUGUUCCUACUUGUAACGAUGUAUCAAACUGUACUGGCAAUGGAAUCUGUGUGGAUUUCGAUGUGUGCAAAUGUAAAAUGGGAUGGACUGGAAGCAAUUGCGCUCAAUACUCUUGCGAACAAUUGGAUUAUUGCUCUGAACGCGGUAGCUGCGUGGCAUUUGACAAAUGCGACUGCGAUUAUGGCUGGACCGGAGUAAGCUGCGCCCUUCCUGACUGUGAAGCUGUCAAUCAAUGUUCAAACAAAGGAGAGUGCAUCUCUAGUGACAAGUGCCGUUGUCUACCGGGAUUUGUUGGAGCUGAUUGCGGUCAGGUGGCAGACUGCAGUCAUCUUGCAAACUGCAGCGGCCAAGGCGUUUGCAUUUCUACAGGGUUGCUGAAUGUGUCGUGCAGUUGCUACCUUGGUUUCACUGGAGAUAAUUGCAGUCAGCCUACUUGCACAACCGUGAACAACUGUUCUUCCCAUGGCGCAUGCGUGGAAGCCGAGUUCUGUAAAUGUGACCUUGGAUACAUUGGAACUGACUGCAGUAACUUUUCUUGUGAGGCUGUCAACUAUUGCUCCGGAAAUGGAAAAUGUGUUGGCUACGACCUCUGCCUUUGCAACUCCUCCUGGUCAGGUCGAGCAUGCAGUGUUCCUGAUUGCAGUGCUGUGAAAAACUGCUCUGGCCAAGGAGAUUGUAUCCUACCCAACAUUUGCUCUUGUUAUCCAGCUUUUGAUGGCGAAUACUGCGACCAGAAGGCAAAACCAAACAUCAAUCCUCCAAGAUUUGACCAAAAGUUUUACAGCGCUGCAAUUGUAGAAAAUUCUCCAGUCGGAACAGUGAUUUUACAAGUAAAAGCUAAUGAUACAGAUUCGGGCAGAAACGGUCAGAUAUUCUAUACCAUUCUGAGUGAUGAUAACAUAGAAAGUAUUCUCACUGUCGGUGGACAGUCUGGAAAGGUUUACAGCGCACAGACGCUGGAUUUUGAGACAAAUGAAUUGAAAUCUUUUAACGUGACAAUGGUUGCAGCAGAUAACGGAUAUCCUCAGAAAUCUGGAAUCGCCACUGUACAGAUAACAUUGCUGGAUGAAAAUGACAAUUGUCCAACCUUCAUCGAGCCUCCAGGAGAUUUGAAACUAGAAUUCCUAGCACUUACUCCCGAAGAAACCGUGACCAAAGUUUCUGCAGUUGACUUGGACAGUGGAGUAAACAGCGACAUAACUUACAGCCUAUCCAAAAAUGACGCCUUCUCUAUUCAUCCUAAAACGGGUGUGGUUAUGGUGGUGUCCGACUUGACGAAGAAAGUUUAUAAGCUCACAGUUAGUGCCAGUGACAAUGGGGACGUACCCUGCACAACAGACACCAGUUUGACAGUUAAAAUCGGCGUCUUUCCGACAACAAAGCCCUUGACCAGAUUUACCAAUCCCCUCACAAACAGGAAAUCUGAAGCCCCCUCAGACCAUAAUACAUCUCCCUUGUCUGAGACUACGACGUUUACAAGGGCUACUACUACGAAUGUACCAACGGUUUCAGGAGCGGUUCCCCAGGAAGGUCCAAAUUAUGCAGUCAUUGGUGGAUCUGCUGUUGGAGGAGUACUGCUGCUAUUGAUUGCAGCACGGUGAUCAGAAAAUGCCUUUGCAAAUCCAGGACAUCCUCAGCAAAACAUACAACAGGGAGAUCGAAUGCUGGUAUGGAUUUUGAGCUGUCUGGGAGGAUUUGAGAACAUUUUAUAUCUGACAACAGGUUUAAAAAAGGAAGUUUGCCAAGCUAGAGAUUAAGUUCCUAAAAUAAUUUCUUGGAUUAUCCGUAAUAGCAUACGGCCUUUACCCACAUACUCAGUGGUAAAGGGAAGCUCUUUUUACAAGCUUACUAACGGAGUUGAUAGAGUUAAUAGCCAUGUCAGUCAGUAACACAAACCUUUACCCAUAUACUCAAAGGUAAAGAGGAGUUUUCCUUACAAGCUCAAUGAAGGAAUGAUAGUGUAGUUAAUCAUAUCAGUUAGUAACCAGCAGAGAAAAAAGCAUUGCAACGUCAGCGUCAGUUUGAGAUUAAAGCUCUCUUAAACUUAUAUCGCAAAAUAUCAUAAAAAACCCUUAGUAGUACCGGACACAGUGGUGUUAAUAACAGUAACAGUGUUAGUAGCAAUUGGAAAAGUAGUAUGGUGUAGCGAUAACAGUAGAAAUGACAGUGGAAUGAGGUAAUCAGCUAACUAUCAAAUAACCUAACUAUACUUCUAGAUCUCAGUUACAAAUGAUAACUGGUAACAUAUCUCUAGUUCUCCGUAUAUAUACGUACAAAAAGAUAGAAUAAAAAGGCGUUUAAUUGAUUUAAAAAAAAAAAAAAUUACAAACCGAGUGGGUAUAACCGUAAUUUUCUAGCUGAUUUUGAGUGUGACAUAAGUUUGAAUAAAAGCAUGGAUGGUUGUUAA
Molecule: messenger RNA, 4344 nt
Organism: Stylophora pistillata
Lineage: Eukaryota; Metazoa; Cnidaria; Anthozoa; Scleractinia; Pocilloporidae
Product: protein bark beetle-like
Biological process (GO): cell-cell junction maintenance; homophilic cell-cell adhesion
Cellular component (GO): plasma membrane
Molecular function (GO): calcium ion binding
Source: RefSeq, a predicted model, not a curated record